GGAGCUUGGAAAUGACUCCAUCAACAAUAUGGCGGCAUCCAUAUUUUUUCAGCUGUUUAUGUUAUUAAAGAAAGACGCCAGAGCAAAUGUGAACACCAUAACAUCCACAAAGUAAUAAUGGAAGUACAAAGUCAACCACAGAAUCCUGGCUCUGUCACAGUAACAUGUGUAAUGGCGGACUGCAAGAGAGAAUUGCUGGAAACAGGUGAUAUCAAGAAAGAACCUGUCACUGACACUGUAACCACUGACUGUGAGAGAGAAUUGGAGGAAACAGGUGAUCUCAAGAAAGAACCUGUUACUGAUACAGGUGGAAACACUGACUGUGAGAGAGAAUUGCUGGAAACAGGUGAUGUCAAGAAAGAACCUGUUACUGACACAGGUGUAAUCACUAACUGUGAGAGAGAAUUGAUGGAAACAGGUGAUCUCAAGAAAGAACCUGUUACUGACACAAUUGUAAUCACUAACUGUGAGAGAGAAUUGCUGGAAACAGGUGAUCUCAAGAAAGAACCUGUUACUGACACAGGUGUAAUCACUAACUGUGAGAGAGAAUUGAUGGAAACAGGUGAUCUCAAGAAUGAUUGUGGUUGUCCAGCAGAGCAUGAGUGUAGUGUGUGUGAGAAAAUAUUAGCAAAAUCAGGUACUCUGCAGACACACAAAAGGAUUCACAGUGGGAUCAAGCCUUAUAAGUGUGGUGAAUGUGGGAAAGAAUAUGCACUCUCAAGUCACCUGCAUAAACACAUGAAGAUUCACAGUGGAAUAAGGCCAUAUCAGUGUGUGGAAUGUGGGAAAGGAUUUAAACGGUCAGGUGAUCUUCAGAAACACACAAGGAUUCACAGUGGAAUUAGGCCUUAUCAGUGUGUUGAAUGUGGGAAAGGAUUUGCCCAGUCAGGUGAUCUGAAGAAACACAUGAGGAUUCACAGUGGAGUCAAGCCUUAUCAGUGUGUUGCAUGUGGGAAAACAUUUACACAGUCAAGUGACCUGCAGACACACACGAGGAAUCACAGUGAAGUGAGGCCUUAUCAGUGUGUUGAAUGUGAGAAAGAAUUUAAACAGUCAAGUGGCCUGCAUGCACACAUGAGGAUUCACAGAGGAAUCAAGUCUUAUGAGUGUGUUGAAUGUGGGAAAGCAUUUAUACACUCAAGUAACCUGAGGAGACACAUGAAGAUUCACAGUGAAACCAAGCCUUAUCAAUGUGAUGAAUGUGGGAAAGGAUUUUCACGGUCACAAUACCUGAACUCACACAUGAUGAUUCACCGUGGACUGAAGCCUUUUCAGUGUGUAGAAUGUGGUAAAGGAUUUACACGGUCAGAACGCCUGCAGACACACAUGAGUGUUCACAGCGAAGUGAGGCCUUAUAAGUGUGGUGAAUGUGGCAAAGGAUAUAAACAGUCAAGUGGCCUGCAGGCACACAUGAGGAUUCACAGUGGAAUCAAACCUUAUCAGUGUGUUGAAUGUGGGAAAGCAUUUAUACACUCAAACAGCCUUAAGUCACACAUGAAGAUUCACAGUGGAGUCAAGCCUUAUCUGUGUGUUGAAUGUGGGAAAGGAUUUAUUCACUCACAUGACCUGCAGAAACACAUGAGGAUUCACACUGGAGUCAAGCCUUAUCAGUGUGUUGAAUGUGGGAAAAGAUUUACACAGUCAGGUGACCUGCAGACACACAUGAGGAUUCACAGUGGAGUCAAGCCUUAUAAGUGUGGUGAAUGUGGGAAAGUAUUUACACAGUCAAGUGGCCUGCAUGAACACAUGAAGAUUCACAGUGGAAUCAGGCCUUAUCAGUGUGUCGAAUGUGGGAAAGGAUUUAAACUGUCAGGUGACCUGCAGAAACACACAAGGAUUCACAGUGGAGUCAAGCCUUAUCAGUGUGUUGUAUGUGGGAAAGGAUUUACUCAGUCAAGUAACCUGCAGAAACACACGAGGACUCACAGUGGAGUCAAGCCUUAUCAGUGUGAUACAUGUGGGAAAGGAUUUACACGAUCAGAUCACCUGCAGACACAUAUGAGGAUUCACAGUACAGAGCAUGAUUUGGAUACAUUGAACUCCAUAACAUCACUCAUGGACUGUGACAGAGAAUUGGUGGAAACAGGUGAUCUCAAGAAAGAACCUGUCACUGACACAGGUGGAAACAUGGACUGUGAGAGAGAAUUGGUGGAAACGGGUGAUAUCAAGAAAGAACCUGUCACUGACACAGGUGGAAAAACUGACUGUGAGAGAGAAUUGAUGGAAACAGGUGAUCUCAAGAAAGAACCUGUCACUGACACAAGUUUAUUCACUGACUGUGAGAGAGAAUUGGUGGAAACAUGUGAUAUCAAGAAAGAACCUGUCACUGACACAGGUGGAAACGUGGACUGUGAGAGAGAAUUGGUGGAAACAGGUGAUCUCGAGAAAGAACCUGUUACUGACACAGGUGGAAACGUGGACUGUGAGAGAGAAUUGGUGGAAACAGGUGAUCUCGAGAAAGAACCUGUCACUGACACAAGUUUAUUCACUGACUGUGAGAGAGAAUUAGUGGAAACAGGUGAUAUCAAGAAAGAACCUGUUACUAACACAAGUUUAUUCACUGACUGUGAGAGAGAAUUGGUGGAAACAGGUGAUAUCAAGAAAGAACCUGUUACUAACACAAGUUUAUUCACUGACUGUGAGAGAGAAUUGGUGGAAACAGGUGAUAUCAAGAAAGAACCUGUCACUGACACAAGUUUAUUCACUGACUGUGAGAGAGAAUUGGUGGAAACAGGUGAUCUCAAGAAAGAACCUGUCACUGACACAAGUUUAUUCACUGACUGUGAGAGAGAAUUGGUGGAAACAGGUGAUAUCAAGAAAGAACCUGUCACUGACACAAGUUUAUUCACUGACUGUGAGAGAGAAUUGGUGGAAACAGGUGAUAUCAAGAAAGAACCUGUCACUGACACAAGUUUAUUCACUGACUGUGAGAGAGAAUUGGUGGAAACAGGUGAUAUCAAGAAAGAACCUGUCACUGACACAGGUGAAACCACCGACUGUGAGGGAGAAUUGGUGGAAACAGGUGAUCUCAAGGCAAAGCUAAUUAUAAUAGAAAGAAUCAUGGCUUUGAAUCCACGAUCAGCAGGUCCUCUACCUGCUAAGAGAUACAACUCUUAUGGUGGUUCAGUAAAGGAGUCCCAUAAGUGUCGUUUCUGUGAGAAAACAUUUUCACAACAUGGUGGCAUGGAGUCACACAUGAGUAUUCACACUGGAAUAAAGCCAUAUCAGUGUGUUGAAUGUGGGAAACGAUUUGCAAGAUCAGGUACUGUCAAGGCACACAUGAGCAUUCACAGUGGAAUCAAGCCUUAUCAGUGUGUUCAAUGUGGGAAUCGAUUUAGAAAAUCAUGUACCCUAAAGACACACAUGAAGAUUCACAUUGUUGUCAAGCCUUAUCAGUGUGUUGAAUGUGGGAAAAGUUUUGCACUAUCGGGUGAUCUGCAGAAACACAUGAGGAUUCACAGUGGAGUCAAGCCUUAUCAGUGUCAUGCAUGUGGGAAAACGUUUACUUAUUCACAUAACCUGCAGAAACACAUGAAGAUUCACACUGGAGUCAAACCUUAUAAGUGUAUGGAAUGUGGGAAAGCAUUUUCACACUCAGGUGAUCUGAAGACACACAUGAGGAGUCACACUGGAGUCAAGCCUUAUAAGUGUAUUGAAUGUGGGAAAGAAUUUGGACAGUCAGGUAACCUGCAGGCACACAUGAGGAUUCACACUGGAGUCAAGCCUUAUAAGUGUAUUGAAUGUGGGAAAGAAUUUGGAAAGUCAGGUAACCUGCAGGCACACAUGAGGUUUCACAGUGGAGAGAAGCCUUAUAAGUGUGUUGUAUGUGGGAAAGCAUUUGGACGAUCAGGUGAUCUGCAGAAUCACAUGAAGAUUCACACUGGAGUGAAGCCUUAUCAGUGUGUUGAAUGUGGGAAAAGAUUUUCACUGUCAAGUAAUCUGAAGAAACAUAUGAGGAUUCACAGUGGAGUGAAGCCUCAUAAGUGUGUUGAAUGUGGGAAAAAAUUUACACGGUCGGCUGAUCUGAAGACACACAUGACGAUUCACAGUAGAGUGAAGCCUCAUAAGUGUGUUGAAUGUGGGAAAGAAUUUACACGGUCGGGUGAUCUGCAUACCCACAUGAGGAUUCACAGUGGAGUGAAGCCCCAUAAGUGUGUUAAAUGUGGGAAAACAUUUACACAAAAAAGUAACCUGCAGACACACAUGAGAAUUCACAGUGGAGUGAAGCCUCAUAAGUGUGUUGAAUGUGGGAAAGAAUUUUCACUGUCAAGUAAUCUGAAGACACACAUGAGGAUUCAUAGUGGAGUGAAGCCCCAUAAGUGUGUUAAAUGUGGAAAAGCAUGUACACAAUCAAAUAAUCUGAAGGCACACAUGAGGACUCACAGUAGAGUGAAGCCUCAUAAGUGUGUUGAAUGUGGGAAGACAUUUACACAAUCACGUACCCUUCAGACACACAAGAGGGUUCACUGUGGAAAACAUUAAACUUAUAAAUGAUAGGUCAAUCAGUUAUUCCUUUAAUCCAUGCAUUAUGCAUGGAGUUUUGGCUCCGAGAGAUGGGUGCAUUCAGUGCGUGUUUGUGAGUAUGCAUAUGGAUGGGGAUGGUGUGUUUACAUGUAUGACUGGAUUGUGGUGUACGUAAGUAUGGGUGAAUUGAAUGUGUGUGUGAGAAUGUGCAUGUAUGGGCAUUGUGUGUAUGUGUGGAUGGUGGUGUAUGUUGGUAUGGGUGCAUUGUAUGUGUGUGUGUGAGUAUGCGUUUGUAUGGGACUGUUGUGUUUGUGAGUAUAAGAUGAAGGUGAGAAAGAAUAUAGUACCGCUCACCUAUGUCUAUUAUAUUGUAUUGUAUCGCUUUCCACUUUCAUAAAUAUACUGAACAACAAAAGUUCCUGUGACAUUGAAUAAGAUUUAAUGCAAUGUUAUUUUUUUUACCAAAUCUGAAACAAUUUCGGUUUGCAACAGA
Molecule: messenger RNA, 4957 nt
Organism: Haliotis rufescens (red abalone)
Lineage: Eukaryota; Metazoa; Mollusca; Gastropoda; Lepetellida; Haliotidae
Product: zinc finger protein 721-like
Exons: 3
Coding region: 118-4482 (1454 amino acids)
Biological process (GO): regulation of transcription by RNA polymerase II
Molecular function (GO): DNA-binding transcription factor activity, RNA polymerase II-specific; RNA polymerase II cis-regulatory region sequence-specific DNA binding
Source: RefSeq, a predicted model, not a curated record